AUUACGUCACCCUGCAUCCGAACGGAUCAGUCGCAGCCAUUUUCCUCCCCGAAAUAAACUUCGAUCUUCAGAAAAACACACAAGAGAUUUCCGCAGACACUGGCGGCUGUCUGGCAGUGAACAGGAGCUCAAACGGCGUGGAAUUUCAAGCCUUCGCAAUCCGGUUUGUUUCCAUGGCUUAGAGAGGCUGCUGACAGCAACCAGACCUAGACGAGUCUCUGUUUGUCUCUUCUCUGCCACUAGAGGUAUCGCCGAGACGAUCCUAAGGGACGGAAACCCACAACUGUUGUUUUGCCCCCCGACCCUCCCCGUCUCCUCCUGAGCCAGGAUGGAGACCCAGGCAUCCCAGGGGCUGCUGGGAGCAGGAGGGGAUUGUGGGAUGUUGAGUCUGCUGGUGCCCAGUCCCCAGAGCGAGGCGGUGACCCAUGAGAUGGAGGAGCUGUCGCUGCAGCCCACACAGAACCUGCCUCCGCUCAAUGAACGCAAGAACGUUCUGCAGUUGAGGCUACAGCAGCGGCGAACCCGGGAGCAGCUGGUGGACCAGGGCAUCAUGCCACCUCUGAAGAGCCCAGCCGCUUUCCAUGGGCAGAUCCGCAGCUUGGAAAGAGCCAGGACAGAGAAUUUCCUGAAACAUAAGAUCCGCAGUCGUCCAGAGAGAGCAGAGCUGGUCAGGAUGCACAUCCUCCAAGAAACGGGAGCAGAGCCGUCCCUACAAGCCACCCAAAUGAAACUAAAGAGGGCCAGACUGGCUGACAACCUGAACGAGAAGAUCGCCCAGCGCCCCGGUCCCAUGGAGCUGGUGGAGAAAAACAUCCUGCCGGUGGACUCUAGCCUCAAAGAGGCCAUCAUCGUGGGGCAGGUGAACUACCCCAAGGUGUUGGAUGAGGACAGUGGCGACGCCCUGUCCCCAGAGCAGCCAGCCAGCCAGGAGUCCCAGAGUUCAGUGCCCUCACCUGGGGAGAACAGGGCACCCGAGACCCCCUCUCCAGUUCCAGCACUGCCACUGCUCCCCAACACUGCCCUGCAGGCCCCUCCAGUUGUUUCACAUGCAGCUACAGAUUUUCUGAAAGUGCUGUCCACUAAUGAGCAGCCUGCCAGCCGCCCAGCUACCACCCUGGCUCAUCCAAUCACCACAGUCACUCCCUCAAAACCAGGCCCAACAUUGGUCAAACAAAGCCAGCCAAAGCAGCCCUCAGAAAAGAGUCGCAGUAAGAAGGGCAAGGAUCCCAAACCCAGGGUGAAGAAGCUGAAGUACCACCAGUAUGUUCCCCCUGACCAGAAGCAGGACGCCAGCGAGGCUCCCAUGGACUCAUCCUAUGCUCGACUACUGCAGCAGCAGCAGCUGUUUCUCCAGCUGCAGAUCCUUAGCCAGCAGCAGCAGCACUACAACUACCAGACUAUAUUACCUGCACCACUCAAACCUGUGGCAGAAGGUCAGAGCAGCAGUGCCAGCAGCCUCCCAACAUCCAUCAUGGUUUCCCUGCCCACGGCUCCUCCUCCUCCUCCUCUGCCUCCGGCCCCGACCCCGGCUCGGCCCAACAACUCUCUGUCCAACCGCAAGCCAGGGAUCCUGCCUGCCAACCUGGAAGAGAUGAAGGUGGCUGAGCUAAAAAUGGAGCUGAAGCUGCGAGGCCUACCUGUGUCUGGAACAAAGACUGACCUGAUAGAGAGACUUAAGCCCUUUCAGGACAGUCCCAGCACCUCUACUCAUACCCCCACCCCUGCCUCUGCUCCUUCCACCCUCUCCUCCAUCCCCAUGGAGGUGACUACCACCAACACUACUCCUGCUGUGCUCUUCUCUGCCCAGCAGGGGGCUCCAGAGAGCAUGAGCUCCACUCCACCAGUCUCACCCAUUCCCUCUGAGCCCUCCACACUCCAGCAGGACAUAGGGAUGACUGAGGCUCCGUCUGACCCACAGACGAUGAACCCACCACUCCCCCCUCCUGAAGUCCCAGAGGAAAAGGACAGGAGGCUCCAUGAGAAAGAGCGGCAGAUCGAAGAGCUGAUGAGGAAGCUGGAGCAGGAGCAAAAGCUUGUGGAGGAGCUGAAGAUGCAGCUUGAGGUAGAGAAGAGGGGCCAAGGAGGUCCCACCCCUGACCCUAUGUCUGUUUCCCCCAAACUCACACCUAUACCCGGCGCCAUAAACUCUCUGCCCACUGUCCUCAACUCAAAUGUGGUCAAAAUGGAGGGUAGAGUCCUCUCAAACUGUUCAUCCACAGCUGCCUCCAUCCCCAGCUCUAUCCUCAGCUCCUUGCCGACAGUGGUGAAGCUGGAGGACGUGACUGUCUCUCCUGGCAAGCCACUCCAGCUACAGCCCCAAAUUCAGCCUCAGGCCCAACUCCUCACCCAGAUCCAGCCCCAGGCCCAGCCCCAAGCCACCUCCAGCCCACAGCUAGUUUCUCAGACGCAGAUGGUUUCCCAGCCCCAGAGAAGUCCCAAACUCCAGCCCCAGUCCCAGCAGGCCGCCCCCAGCCUGCAGCAGUUCUUUAUCAGCCACCAGGGCGGGGUGUCCCACGUGCUAGGACAGCCCCAGACCCUACUGACCUCACCGCGACAGCCUCAGACUCUGCUGACCACCACCGGCCAACCUGGGACUCAGAUCCUGGUCCCGGUGUCUCUGCCCAGCAGCGCUACCACCAUCCAGCUGCCAACCACCACUGUCAGCCUGCAGCCUGUUUUACAGGCUGCGGGGUCAAAUCCAGCCCCAGGCCUUGUUCAAGCCUCAGUUUCCCAGCUGCCAAGCACCAAGAUGGAGACGGCACCCACCCAGCAGUUAGCCAACCACAACCCGCUACUACAGACUUUGACAGUGUGCAAUAACAAUCCCACUGGUGUGGAGAACCAGACCAGGCCUGAGAAGAGUCCCCAGUGUUUCCUGAGCUCCCCAGACAACAAGGUUUCUCCACGGGCCUCACCCAACCACACCCUCUCCAAUGGACCCCUGCAGAAGUCUCCCUCUCCUUCCCAGCCCACCUUCAUCCUCCAGCCCACCUCCCUGGUCACCCAGCCUCCCAAAACCAGAGAGCCCCCCCGCUACGAGGAGGCCGUAAAACAGACCCGCAAUCAGCAGGUCAACAACAUUUCACAGUUUCCCACGGCAACCAGCCAGCAAAUGGAUGACUUGUUCGACAUCCUCAUAGAGAGUGGAGAAAUCACCCCAUUUAUCCAGCAGGAACUUCCAGCGUCUCUCCCUAAAACCCUACCCGUCACGGCCAACAUCACCACUCUGCCGGUCAGCACUGCCCUGUCCCGGCCGCCUCCGCAGAUCCAGCUGGCCCCUCUGCCCACCCUGAGCCCCGCAGCAGACCCCAGCCUGCCCAGCCUCUCCUCACUGGCCACCGAUAACCAGUUAGAGGCUUUUCUGGAGGGGACGCUGGCCGGGACCUCCCCGGCGUCGGACCCCCGCACCCUGUGCCUGAUGGAGGAGCUGCAGGCUCAGCUGAUGGACCAGCAACCCUACUCCCCCAUGGACACGUCGGAGCUGUCCUUCUGUGAUUCGUCCUCGCCCCCAUCCUCUAUCAACAUGGGCCUGUCCGACCCGGCCCUGGACAACAUGGAGUGGCUGGACCUCACCAUGCCUCCAGGUCCCGCAGGGGCACUCACACCACUGGGGAUGCCAGCGGACCUCCUGGAUACUCACGACCUGCAGCUGCACUGGGACUGAAGGACAGAUGGGCAGAUGGAUGGAUGGAUGGAUGGAUGAAAAGGCAAAAGGAAGCAUGGAGGUUAGCAGCUGAUCCAGGACAGAGGGAUGGAUGGAAGAAGAGAGGGAAAUGAAUGGUUAGAAAGGUGUUAGGGAGAAUCAGAACCAGUAUCUCUUUUGUGGAGGAAAAAUGGCAUUUCUGUGCCAUAUCUCUUUUAGUAGUAUCCAUACAGUAUAGUCUUUAAUACUCCCACUAUACUACAGCAUGGGCCACGAAUUAGGCAGUGCACUGAUUCAAAUUUAACUACAGGCAAGAAUUUGCACAGCUUUAGUUGAGGAAAAAAAAAAAAAAAAAAGGUUGUAUUACGGCUGAGGAAAAUAUCAUAAUGAUCAUAGUCACACACAGGAAUUGUGUUAAAGGGAUUUUAAACAAGGAGUAGACUUUUACAAUGUCAUGAUUUUAGUGAUGAGGAGACCGAGCCAAAUGAAUAUGUAAAUACUGUUAAAACCACAACUGUAAAACUUUACUUUGACAAGGAUAGGAUAGUCUGAAUAUUAGGGGUAGCUGAGAUUGCCCGAUUGUUUCUACUAGAGGUUUGGCUGGUGUUGAGAAAAGCACACAAGCCUGGCCUGGACAGUUGAAGACUGAAUCUGUGUUAUAAUGUUUGCACAGUAGUAAAAGGUGUAGAGAUCCUCUUGAAAAACUGCAGGGUCUGGACCUAGUUGAUAGCCAUUGCUCCUUCGAAGCAUACUGUGCCAUACUAGGUUAUAAAAGCUGGUGGGCUCAACAAAACAAUUCUGUGCCACUCUGAAAAGUUUGCAGACUUAUUAAGCCUCGCGCUGGACUAGAAAACCAGAGGGAAUGGAUCGAGGGCUGGAUUCCCACAGGAGAUGAGCUCCAGUCUAGGAUUAGACUUUAAUGUGUGUGUGGGACAUCAGUGCUUUAUAGCUUCAUGAUGUCUCCACAGCCUCAGCCGCUGACUGACUGGCCUGGGGAAGCACCGGCUUCCAGUCCAAGUGCUGUCACUCUUUGAGAAGUUGUUAGAGCCUGUUUGGAGUUGGAGUGCUGGACAGGAGCGUCUGCAGACUGGGGUACAGCCGGAGCAGUCAGUUCCCUUUACAAUUCAAAACCAGACGCACUUAGUCAAACACUAAGAAGUAUUCUAAAGGGAUUCCUCAACCAAGACAUUUAUCUGAAAAGAGGUUGAGCCUCAGUUCACACUGGUCCUCUCACUACAGAAUAGAGCGUAGAUUAUAGUCUGUUGUUCUUGACUAGUCUGAUACAUUGCAUCAGAUGAGACUCUUUUGUUCUGACCUAUCAUGGCCCUUUGGUCAAACUGAUGAACCAGUGAACUGACUCUAGGAAUAAAGACUCGCCUCCGGUCAAGUGACGACUGGAGGAUGCUCCUUCAUUUCUGUGAGAGCUAUGCACUAAAGAGGCGGAGAAAUCUGAUGACAGCGCCUCAUUCACCUCAGAACAAGAAAAUGUGAACUUAUCCAAGGUGAUUUGUUGAAACGAAAUGAUCGACACGAUCAUGAUCAGCGUUAAUGAUCUAAUUUUGACCAUGUGGCCAAUUGCUGGCUCCUUCGCUCCAGAGAUCCUGCAGUUAUUGUCCAAGUUAUUAUGAAUGUAUCUUCAAACUGAUCAAAAAAAUAAGACUUUACUUACAAUUUUGGCAGCUUUUUUUUCUUGUGAUAGAAAACUGACAUACAACAGUGGCAAGGGAACAAAAUGCCAGUGUAUGAGGCAUGCAGGCACACAUCGAUAACAGAUGUGAACUGCUUGCACGCUGCAGAGAUUACAAAUUAUAGCGAGGCAUAAUGAUGUCUUUAGAGAGGGUGUGCUUUAUAUCUAGCUGUCCUAAAAGUAUUUCUGCACUUUGUGUCUGUAAGGGUGGGAAAUUACUUUAUUACUAGCCACAGAACAAAUGGUGGUUAAAUUUUGCCUGUGGCUGAGAAGUUAGCCUGCUCCAUCAGCCUCUUUAGCAGGUAAGCAGCUAUCAUUUGGAGGUCUUAUUCUAGUCUAGGAACAAAAUUUGGCUGGGGUAAUUGUCUAUGUGGCUGAUAAAUUUUGGGUUGCACCAGCCACUGUGGCCUGUUGAAAGAGAAAUUAGUUUCCUGCCCUUGUAAUUGUGUGUGAGAGAGUGAGAAUGUGGGCAAGUAAGCAUGGUGAUUUAUGUGCGUACGUGUGAAUUUGUCCUCCUGUCUUUUUUGCAUGUACAUCUGUGUACGUGUCUCCGUGUGCAUGAUUGUGUUCAUGUUUAAUCUUCGGGCUAUUUUGGGGCGGCAGGCUCUUUUUCAGCUGUCUCCCACAAGUUGUCUGAAGAUAUUCAGUUAAAUUUAUUAAUAUCGAUAAAACCAAAUCAUUUGCUGUCCAGUUGACAUAUUCAGAACCUUACUUUUUAAAAAUGCUUCUGACGACUGUUUUUAUCUGUAUUGUUUGGUUGGUGUUAUACAGUCAAAGCGCACAGAAACCUUUUUUGGUUUGAUUGAUGCAGUGAGGCGUGAGAGUAAAGAGAGCAUAGCUUUUUAUAAAGCUGACGUGGUUUAGAGGUUUAUUUUGAUGGAUUGUACCUUUUAAAGUUAUAUUCUUUAGUCAACUCUAUGCCAUGUCAAACCUAAAUAUUGAGUUCUGAUAAAGUAUCUUAGUCCAGAUAUUCUGGUCAAUACUGUAUGGGAUUGGUACAGAAUUACUGUAUAGCACUUUGGAAUACUAUGGAUUUUUUAAAAUUCUCAUUUUUAAUCAGUUAAUCCUUAAUGAAAGCUCAUCUACAUUUGACCACUUGGGUUAUGUUAUCAUGUCCAUGGGCACUAGAGGGCGACACCUCUGAUUGUUCUGUCGUGGCUUGUGGCACAUUUUCAGUGACAGCUUUGGUAUUUCAGGGUCAUUUCUAUCAACAAAAAGUUAAAACGAGACUGUUAUUCUGCAUUUUGAUAACAAAAUGUCUCUGAUUGUAAAAUGCAGACGUGCUGCUCAUAUUGGCAAUACUUAAGGGCGACAUAAGCACAUAGAUCCCUGGUUUUUGAUUGGAUGUUGAAAAAUGCAGGGCCCUUGCAGUCAUUACUGUCUGACAAAGAAGUAUGGUGCUUUUGUUGCCGCAAUUACACUUUAAUCAUCAGAUCAGGCCAAAACACAUUAGCUGGGCAAGUCUGAAUGUCCCCAGAUAGGAUCUCGCUUGCAUUGUGAUCCAAUGAGCUUGACCACCUGAAGGAAUAAUGCCAAAUACUGCACAUACUGUACAACGUGUACCAUCAAAGGCUUGUGUUGUGUUGUCUGCUUCUGAGCUUUGUUGUAUAUCAGUUUUUUGUUCUAAAUUGCUGCAAGAGGAUUUGUUUGUUUUUUCUUCUUUUUUUUAAAUCCAAUUUAAGAUGGACAGCAAGGGUCAGUUAUUGAUUCUUGCUUAUCAUUUUCUAGAGGAGAUCUUUUAAUAGGUUUUUUUAAAGUCUGUCCGCUUUAGUGCUAUCAAAGUAGAUAUUUUGUUGCCAAAAGCGGCAGUGGAACAUAUUAUCACCAUAAGUAUCUUUUAAUGUCACACUUUGUUUUUCUAUUUAUCACUUUUUUGGAAGGUGUGUAUAAAAAAAUACAGUUAAUCUUUUUUUCAGCAUAUUAUGUAAAAUCUGUAUAAGAAAGUUUUCAUCUGUAUAUCUUUGGUUUGCAGAGUUUUUAAAUUUUUUAUUUUUACUUUUCAUAUCAGACAUACAGAAACCUCUUGAGCACAGUGAAUCUACAUACUUACAUGCUUUGUAUCAUUUUAGAACUGACUUCCUCUCGAUCAUGUGACACUUCUUACCAUUGGCCACCGUGGUUACUGAUUGGCCAGACAGGGACAGCUAAAAGCAAUAAGUGUAAUGGCUGCUCUCCUUUUGAUAUACUGUACUGUAUGUCAGAUCCUGCCUUGAUUUUUAACAUAAGAGCCUUUGUUACAAAGUAAUACAACAGUUUAUAAGUUGUUCCAGUCAAAGCACUUCAUAUCUGAGCGGUUCAUAUCUCUAAAGGGUUAAUACAAUAACCCUGAUAUGUUAGAGGUUUGUGGAGGUGCCGUCAGAGUUCACGGGCCCUGUAUGAAGGGGUUCCUCAGGGAACCUUCUGGGGUUCCCUUAUGUUUGCAAUCAGAAGAACCCCUAAAGGUUCCUCAAAUUUUUUUCUGCCAGUUCCUUACUCAUCAGAGUGUAAGAAGCUGACAGAGUGACGUGGGCUUUCCCACUGUAUUUGACUUCAGCUCUUCUGAUCCUGCUAGUUCUCAUUCUCCUGAGCAGUUUAUCGUUCACCUCAACGCGGACGAGCUGAAUCUCAGAACUCUGUACACAAUGUCUCUUCAAAGUAGAUGCAGAGAUCCACAGAAACUAAACUAGUAGAAGCAGAGAGGAGGCAUCGAGGUCGUUCUUUGUCAUGUCAGCUGAUCAACAUCUGUUGUAGCGGCGUCUCCUCCCUCUCCCUCUUCUCAUGCCACUACCCAUGCCAUGCCUCUUGUUUGUACGCCAUAUGUUUUGCACAUUGUGUACAUAUUUAUAUAGAUGUAAUGCAUAUUUUUAUACAUGUGUAACACAUCCAUGGGCUCUCUCUAUUUUGUAAAUACUCAAAAGAUGUACAAAGUACUGUAUGCCUUUAUGUGUCAAUAAAAUUUGGUGUACUGUGAA
Molecule: messenger RNA, 8281 nt
Organism: Myripristis murdjan (pinecone soldierfish)
Lineage: Eukaryota; Metazoa; Chordata; Actinopteri; Holocentriformes; Holocentridae
Gene: mrtfba
Product: myocardin related transcription factor Ba
Exons: 17
Coding region: 329-3664 (1111 amino acids)
Biological process (GO): positive regulation of transcription by RNA polymerase II; smooth muscle cell differentiation
Cellular component (GO): nucleus
Molecular function (GO): transcription coactivator activity
Source: RefSeq, a predicted model, not a curated record